This is a messenger RNA of Tupaia belangeri chinensis (Chinese tree shrew), 3755 nucleotides long. It is a transcript of the gene FSTL1, whose product is annotated as follistatin like 1. Gene Ontology annotation, molecular function: protein binding; calcium ion binding. The transcript has 11 exons. Gene Ontology annotation, cellular component: extracellular region. Gene Ontology annotation, biological process: multicellular organism development; cell differentiation; regulation of BMP signaling pathway. The record is from RefSeq and is a predicted model, not a curated record. Lineage: Eukaryota; Metazoa; Chordata; Mammalia; Scandentia; Tupaiidae. The coding region runs from base 1 to 1185 and encodes 394 amino acids.
AUGAAGCUGCGGGCAAACGCAGGACGCGGGGUCUUCCCAGCAGAGGCGGCACUGCUACCCCUUCCCCAGGAAAUCCACAGUCGAACUAAAGUAGCCUUCCCCACUCGGCCCGCCUCCCGGUCCCUGCGCCCACUUCCCCGCACUUGGACUGCAGUGACACCCUUGACCCGGGCGGCGGGGGCCCCUCUGCGCCGCCGGCUUUCUUCCUUUCAGCUCCGGGGGUCGGCUUCGGCUCCCCAGGCCGCAGAGCGCCUUUUCCUCCAGAGGUGGAAACGCUGCCUCGCGCUCGCGCUGGUGGCGGUCGCCUGCGUCCACGCGGAGGAAGAACUCAGGAGCAAGUCCAAGGUCUGUGCCAAUGUGUUCUGUGGAGCGGGCCGGGAGUGUGCGGUCACAGAGAAGGGAGAGCCCACCUGCCUCUGCAUUGAGCAAUGCAAACCUCACAAGAGGCCCGUAUGCGGCAGCAAUGGCAAGACCUACCUCAACCACUGUGAGCUGCAUCGGGAUGCCUGCCUCACUGGAUCCAAAAUCCAGGUGGAUUAUGAUGGACACUGCAAAGAGAAGAAACCUGUGAGCCCGUCUGCCAGCCCUGUUGUUUGCUAUCAGUCCAACCGGGAGGAGCUGCGGCGGCGCAUCAUCCAGUGGCUGGAAGCAGAGAUCAUUCCAGACGGCUGGUUCUCCAAAGGCAGCAACUACAGUGAAAUCCUAGACAAGUACUUCAAGAACUUUGAUAAUGGUGACUCUCGCUUGGACUCCAGUGAAUUCCUGAAAUUUGUGGAGCAGAACGAAACUGCCAUCAACAUCACCACCUACGCAGACCAGGAGAACAACAAGCUGCUUAGAGGACUUUGUGUGGAUGCUCUCAUCGAACUGUCUGAUGAGAAUGCCGACUGGAAACUCAGCUUCCAGGAGUUCCUCAAGUGCCUCAACCCAUCUUUCAACCCUCCCGAGAAGAAGUGUGCCCUGGAGGAUGAAACGUAUGCAGAUGGAGCUGAGACCGAGGUAGACUGUAACCGUUGCGUCUGUGCCUGUGGAAACUGGGUCUGCACAGCCAUGACCUGCAACGGUAAGAAUCAGAAGGGGGCCCAGACUCAGACAGAGGAGGAGAUGACCAGAUAUGCCCAGGAGCUGCAAAAGCACCAGGAAACAGCUGAGAAGACCAAGAGGAUGAGCACCAAAAAGAUCUAAUGAGGAGACGUGUUGGAACCGUGUCUGGAGCCUGGCACCUUCUCCCACUUCAGCGCUGAGUCCAGUAUUUGCGAGUGUCUUCUACAAUCACCAAAUCACCAGUAUUUGCUUGUAUAGCAACGAGUUUUAUUUUGUUUAUUUGUUUUGCAAUAAAGGAAAUGUGGGUGGCUAGCUAGGAGGGGGAAGGGCCUUAGCCUUCAUUUCUAGGAGUGCUUUGAGAGAAACUGUUAAAGGGUGCUCUGGGGCUGGAGCAAGCAAGGAAAAUGCAUCAGGGCUGGGCGAGGGGUAGACUCAGAUCUGAACUCCCAAGUCCACUGCAGCCGUCAGUGGGUGGCAGGAAGUUCACGUAAUGCCAGAGAGAACUUAGCAGGCUGGCCCCGGAGGAGGGCUUUGGGAUGCUCAGUGGAGAGGAGCACGUUCUGUUCCAGCCCCUUCCUGCUGCCAACAGCAUGACAGACCUCCAGCAUCUGUGUGUGUCCUCUGGGUCCCAACCACUGUGGGUAGAUACACAGGCGUCCUGCUCCUUACCCUGUCCCUCAGACUUGGAUGGAGUUUCUGGGAGGUGCACCCAAGUGAUGCAGAUACUUGUAUACUUUGAGUCCCCUAGAGACCUAACCAAAUUUUUAAAAUAUUUUUUACCAAAGGUGCUAUUUCUCUAUAAAAACACUUUUCUUUUUUUGGUUUGGCAAGUUGACUUCAUUCUUCAAUUAUUAUCAUUAUAUUAUUAUUGUUUUUUUUUUAAAUAUUUUAUUUUCUUGACUAGAUACUAAGCUUUUGUAAUAUGUUUCAAUAGUCCUACCAUUUCAGAGGUGGAAGGAGUUUGGGGCUCUCCCUGGUGCAGGGGCCUGUCUAACCCAGACACCACCCACCCUAUCACAUACUGGAUGCAGCCAGGCUUGGCUCUAGCUACCAGUGAAACAGCUGUCUGCCAGAGGAACAGGGUUGCCUCUGACAGAAGCCAGGGGAAGAAGGAGCAUCUUCACAUAAAGCUUUCAAGAUCCAAAAAGUUAGUUUUCAUUAGUUCUGAGAAGUUUAGGUAAAUCAGCAUUCCAAAGGAUGACUCAAGUGCAGCUAAGCAGGGCUUAAAAGGUAUACCAGUUUAUAAUCUGCUCAUUGAUCUAUGAAUAACUAGGAGAGUAACUUUGCCCAUGUCUUUUCCUAUUUCUGGGCUUCAGUUUCCUCAGUGAACUGGUAAAAAUGCAAUAACCCGUUGAUUGAUUUGGUAAAUAAUAAAUUCUGUGGUUCCUGUCAUUGCAUUGGUCCAGUAGGAGAGGGGGGUCCUAUGAUUUUUCCCUCUUCUCCUUAGGAUAAAUUAAACUGUACUGUUAUAACAAGAAACAUCACAGAGCCAAAAACAUAGACCAAAUCUAGCCUCGUUCUGAAUGACCCGUUUAGGUCCUGCUGCGAUGGAGAGCUCUCAUAGGAAAAGCCUUUCCAGGAAGAAAGUGAAAAAGAGAACCACCCCACUUUGACCUUUGCAUUUCAUGUUUAACCUCUUGUUGGAAACAGAAAGAGCUUUCUCUUUAGAGAUGAGAACAAAAACAAAAAAGGGGUAAAAAAAAAUAAUAAUGGAGAUUGAAUGUUAAACAUGUGACUUGGGAAAAAGUCAGUCAUUCAGUUAGUUGUAUGUCUUUUGACAUCUGGGAUUAUUAACCUCACUACCAUGUUUAAGAUGCAUUUGGAAUAACAAAGAUGAAAAACUUGACAUUAGAUUGCAUUUGUAAAAAGCGGAUUACAGACUCUCAGAGAGAAAUUAUUUAGGUUGUACUUCACAGGCAGCUGUGAGAAACUGUUGUGCCAGGAAUGGAAUUCCUUCUAAAUAGUCUUCCUUGUUCUCAUUUGAAAAGAGAAAAUUCCACUUCGUUUAAAUUCCAGGCUUUUAUGUACCAUUCCAUUUAAAAAUGCUUUGAACCCCACUUGUGCAGUCUGAAAUGUGGCUCCCUGUCCAAGUGCCUUGGAGAACUCACAGCAGCACGCCUUAAUCAAAAGUGUUCCCAGUUCUUGGACACGUAGGGAGAGGGCAGGAGUGCCAGUUUGUUUAAAGCAGCAGCCACAGUCUUUUCACCAGUCUCACUUAGAACAGCGGUUCCCAUCCAAGACUACCCCACCCUGCGGCCCUGAAUUCCCCAGAGCAAGUCCACAUUCCUCUUGCAUCUGCUGUUUCUGUGUAAAUAGGGCAGCUGUUGUCUGCACUGUAGAAUCACAUGAUUUGAGGACCAUUCACGGGAAGGCUGCUAAAUAACCUAGUUUGGGGAAUCUUGCAAAGAGCUUUGUGUGGUAUAAACAAACAAGGUUAAAUUGGGUUCAGUUCCUUUAGCCUUCUAAAAGCAUAGGACUUAGACUGCAAGCUUCCUUGGAUUUUGUCCGUGUGUGUGCAGUUUUAUCCACAUUUCAACAUCUGUUAAGAUCCAGUGUCCAUGGAAACCUUCCACAUGCCAUGAUUCUGGACUCUAUCACUGUUUUGGAAAGCAGGACUCCACCUGCUAAGAAACCUAUGUGGACCACUCUGAAUGUCUUUCCUUUGCACCUAUGUUUUAAUAGUCAAACUGCAAAAAACAAUUUGAAUAGAU